This is a messenger RNA of Drosophila guanche, 1767 nucleotides long. RefSeq names its product atherin-like. The transcript is spliced from 3 exons. The record is from RefSeq and is a predicted model, not a curated record. Lineage: Eukaryota; Metazoa; Arthropoda; Insecta; Diptera; Drosophilidae. Bases 1 to 1767 code for a protein of 588 amino acids.
AUGCACUUUUCUCCGCCUCCCUCUCACACUCGCACACACACCAAUACCGGCAAAUGCAACGGCAACGGUGACGAAAUCAGCGUCCCGCUCGCUGACGCCGACAAGGGUGGAGAGAGCCGAAAACGGCAAGGAGCGGGAGAAAGCCACACCAAUGGAAGGCCCGAACUGCAGCUUCGUGUGCAGCAACAGCAACAGCAACAGCAGCAACAGCAACAGCGGCGCUCCAGAGAGACAGCGAGCGGAAGAGAGCCGACAUCGAACCAAAAUGUUGGUUCGAACUCGGUUCGAUCGCCGCUCGGGACGCCAGAGCCAGCAAGAGCAGCAGCGGCUGUAACAGCAACAGCAGCAGCUGCAGCGCCGCCCGCCAAUACGACAGCGACGCAGCAGCCGUUAACAGCAGCAGCCAGACAAAGUCUGUUAACUGCUCUGUUAUCCGGCCUGCCUGAUCAGCAGCAGCAGCAGCAGCAGCAGACAACAGCAGCGGCAGCCCAAGCUGCAGUGAAGCCAGCCAAAAUCACCACCACUACAGCGACAACAGCAACAACAAGAGCAGCCAACUCGGACCAGCCAUCCACCUCUGCGGCAGCGGCCGCCAAGCGAGCCGCCCGCUCCCCUCUAAAGCGCGCCCAUGCUGACGUCGAUGGAGAAGAGGAAGAUGAUGACGAAUACGACGAGCAUGGCGACGCAAUGGCCGUGGAUAGAGACGGCGACGAUGACGACGCCAAUAACGCCUUGGCUAAACGACGGCCACGCCAGCAGCUGUUCCUACAGCAUCAAUACCAGGCAAGAACAAAAAUGCAGCCAAUGCCCAAUAAUGCCCCUGUUCCUGCCCCCCUAAAUGCCCCUGCUUCUGCCCCCUCAAAUGCCCCUGCCUCUGCUCCAACUUUAGCUACAGGUGCCCAAUUAAUUCACCCACACACCCCCGCAAAUGCAGCCAAUUGUGGGGCGAAUAUUGCCAGCAGCAACAGCAAAAGCAAAAGCAACAACAACAGCAGCAGCGGCAUCAGCAGCGCCAGCCAUCCCGGCCUGGAGGCGAUGGCCGCGGCGGCAGCGGCAGAGNCGGCCACGAGCCCGCUACAAAUCCCCCCCAGCGCCCGCAACAGCAUCAUAAGCGUCAGCAGCAGCGGCAUCAGCAGCGCCAGCCAUCCCGGCCUGGAGGCGAUGGCCGCGGCGGCAGCGGCAGAGGCGUCAGCCCGCGCCAAGGCACCGCUAUCCCAAGCGACGCCAAGCCAAGCCCCCGCUAGCGCGCCAAAGAUGCAUUUUUCUCCGCCUCCCUCUCACACUCGCACACACACCAAUACCGGCAAAUGCAACGGCAACGGUGACGAAAUCAGCGUCCCGCUUGCUGACGCCGACAAGGGUGGAGAGAGCCGAAAACGGCAAGGAGCGGGAGAAAGCCACACCAAUGGAAGGCCCGAACUGCAGCUUCGUACUCCGCCAGCAGAGGUAGCAACAACGCCAGCAGCCCAAACGGCAGCGCCGCCACAACCAGCUCCUCCAGCAGCAGAAACUCCAGGUCCUGCAGCGACACCGGAACCUGUGAGGGGAAUGUCCUCUCCUCAUCCAUUACAGCGUUUCAGCACGGAAACGGUGCCGCCGCGCACCUAUAUCUUUGACCCGGCGCCAGAACCAGAGCCAGACAGCGAUGAGAUGGAAGAUGACGGAGACGAAGCGUGGACAGAUGACUCCUUAAAUGGGGUUGAAGCGUACCGUCGGACCCUGAGGUACCAUCUCGACAACCUUGUAUCCUGGCAGGGAUACAACUAA